ACUCGCGGCGGCGCCGGCACCGCGACAGCGCCCUGCGCUUGCCUCCCCGCCGGCCCCGGCCGCCGCCUGCAGGCAGCCGCUCCGUCCGCGAGGGGAGCGCAGCCCCGCGCCCGGCCGCGGCGCCCAUGACCAGCGACUUCCUGAAGCCCUGACUGCCCAGGGUGCAACAUCUGGCAGCGAUGAACGCGAGCGCCACCUCGCUCAACGAGUCCCAAGUGGUGGCAGUGGCGGCCGAGGGAGCGGCAGCGGCGGCCAGAGCGGCAGCGGCGUCGGACACCGGUGAAUGGGGGCCUCCUGCAGCGGCAGCGGCGCUAGGAGGCGGCGGUGGGGCCAAUGGGUCCCUGGAGCUGUCCUCACAGCUGUCGGCCGGGCCGCCCGGACUGCUGCUGCCAGCUGUGAAUCCGUGGGACGUGCUUCUGUGCGUGUCGGGGACAGUGAUCGCGGGCGAAAAUGCGCUGGUGGUGGCGCUCAUCGCGUCCACCCCGGCGCUGCGCACGCCCAUGUUCGUGCUGGUGGGUAGCCUGGCCACCGCCGACCUGCUGGCGGGCUGCGGCCUCAUCCUGCACUUCGUGUUCCAGUAUCUGGUGCCCUCGGAGACUGUGAGCCUGCUCACGGUGGGCUUCCUCGUGGCCUCCUUCGCCGCCUCGGUCAGUAGCCUGCUGGCCAUUACGGUGGACCGAUACCUGUCCCUCUAUAACGCGCUAACUUACUACUCGCGCCGGACUCUGUUGGGCGUGCACCUCCUGCUCGCCGCCACCUGGACGGUGUCCCUAGGUCUCGGGCUCCUGCCCGUGCUUGGCUGGAACUGCCUGGCAGAGCGCUCAGCCUGCAGCGUGGUGCGCCCGCUGACACGCAGCCACGUGGCGCUGCUCUCCGCAGCCUUCUUCAUGGUCUUCGGUAUCAUGCUGCACCUGUACGUGCGCAUCUGCCAGGUGGUCUGGCGCCACGCGCACCAGAUCGCACUGCAGCAGCACUGCCUGGCGCCGCCUCACCUCGCAACCACCAGAAAGGGCGUGGGAACGCUGGCCAUGGUGCUGGGCACUUUCGGCGCCAGCUGGUUGCCCUUCGCCAUCUAUUGCGUGGUGGGCAGCCACGAGGACCCAGCAGUCUACACCUACGCCACGCUGCUGCCCGCUACCUACAACUCCAUGAUCAAUCCCAUCAUCUAUGCCUUCCGCAACCAGGAGAUCCAGCGCGCCCUGUGGCUCCUAUUCUGUGGCUGUUUCCAGUCCAAAGUGCCCUUCCGCUCCAGGUCCCCCAGUGAGGUCUGAAGGGUUCCUUCCGCGUCCUCCCACCAACACCACACCCCCAACAAGCCAGCCUUUGGUGAGCUUCUAGGUGCCUGCUGAUGAACUCAGAUCCCAAUGGUGUGCCUCUGACUUUGGGAAGAAAGACGGAAUAAACAUAAAUGCAACAAACUCACAAGGACAAGAGGCUUGUUGGCACUUUACAUAUACAGUGUAUACAUGUGUACAUAUAUAUACAAAUAUUUGUAUAUUCUGGAGGUGUUCAGGAUGUAGAGCUUCCUGUUAAUGUGAGAAACUAACAAAAAGAUGUGGUUGUAUACUCAAAUCAUACAUCACAUUUGUCAAGUGGAGACAUUCCAAUACUGCUUAAUUAUAGCACUUUAUUUUUAGCUGCUGAACUGCCAAAACAGUGUUGCCAUUUUCAAGGGCAGGGGAAAGGGAGUAAAAGGUGUAUUUUUGUUGUAUGUGAUAGACUAUUUUGCUGCACAUGCAUCAACAAAUUACAACAUAUUUUGUACACAAAUAAACACACUAUAAAAAUG
This is a messenger RNA of Lemur catta (Ring-tailed lemur), 1789 nucleotides long. RefSeq names its product G protein-coupled receptor 6 (gene GPR6). Gene Ontology annotation, biological process: G protein-coupled receptor signaling pathway. The record is from RefSeq and is a predicted model, not a curated record. Gene Ontology annotation, cellular component: membrane. Gene Ontology annotation, molecular function: sphingosine-1-phosphate receptor activity. The transcript is spliced from 2 exons. NCBI's taxonomy places the organism in Eukaryota, Metazoa, Chordata, Mammalia, Primates, Lemuridae. The coding region runs from base 180 to 1271 and encodes 363 amino acids.